Pygoscelis adeliae (Adelie penguin) is the source of this 440-nucleotide messenger RNA. RefSeq names its product methylsterol monooxygenase 1-like. The record is from RefSeq and is a predicted model, not a curated record. The annotation marks the transcript as partial. Lineage: Eukaryota; Metazoa; Chordata; Aves; Sphenisciformes; Spheniscidae. Gene Ontology annotation, molecular function: oxidoreductase activity; iron ion binding. Gene Ontology annotation, biological process: lipid biosynthetic process. The transcript has a single exon.
AGUGGCUACGACGUUCCGCUGAGCCCUCUUCAUUUGGUGCCUUUCUAUGCUGGGGCCCGUUUUCAUGAUUUCCAUCACAUGAACUUCAUUGGCAAUUACGCUUCCACCUUCGCGUGGUGGGACAGAAUCUUUGGUACAGACUCUCAAUUCGUUGCCUGUAAAGAAAAAGAGAAGAAGCAACAACUCAUAACAAAGAAGGCGGCUAACUAAAUUCACAGUGUAAAAAUUCUGAUGCUAAUACUGGUAGUCAACUUUUGCUUUUCUGUAAAGCAAAAUAGCGAUCGGGUGUUAAGCAUAAAUCUUGUUCCUUGGCUACUAAGUGGUAGGGAGAAACGGCUAAUUAUGCUGCAGUAUCUUCCUAAUGGGAAUGCUUUCCAUUUUAUACGUAAGUACUGCAUAUAUUUUAACUACGGAUUUAAAGAUGAUGCAAAAAAAAUGAG